UGCGAAGCGUCUGGAACCGCAUCCUUCCUCCGCAUCCCCGUCCUGCGACCGCAUCCUGCAGCAGCUGCUGGCUGGAGCCGCCUGACGGGGACCACCAAUCGCCAUGGUGAAGCUGGGUUGCAGCUUCUCCGGGAAGCCGGGCAAGGACCCAGGGGACCAGGAUGGGGCUACCACGGACAGCGUCCCUCUGAUCAGCCCCCUGGACGUCAGCCAGCUCCAGCCACCGUUCCCCGACCAGGUGGUUAUCAAGACACAGACAGAAUACCAGCUGUCCCCCUCGGACCAGCCAAAGAAGUUCCCCGAUCUGGAGGCCCAGAAGCUGGCCUGUAACCACCCCGAGGAAGGACGCAGGCUGCCCACUGCGCGGAUGAUAGCCUUUGCCAUGGCGCUCCUGGGCUGUGUCCUGAUCAUGUACAAGGCCAUCUGGUAUGACCAGUUCACCUGCCCUGACGGCUUCCUGCUCCGGCACAAGAUCUGCACCCCGCUGACCCUGGAGAUGUACUACACCGAGAUGGACCCCGAGCGUCACCGCAGCAUCCUGGCGGCCAUCGGGGCCUACCCGCUGAGCCGCAAGCACGGCACGGAGACCCCCUCGGCCUGGGGGGAGGGUUACCGCGCUGUCAAGGAGGGUCCCAAGGCGCCCACCCAGGCAGGGGCAGCGGCGGCGGCCACCGAGUCCCCCGGCAAGUCCUCCGCGCUGGGAGAGAAAGAGGCGGCGCUUAAGGCGGCAGGCAGCGCCCCGCCCCCGGCCCCCCAGUGACGGCCUCCGCCCCUGCGGCCCGGCGCCCCCCCGCCGGCACCUGUGACCGCCCGACGCUCUCCUAUCUUAUCUUGUGGUCGUGCCCCUGCUUCCAGGACCCGUCGCUGACGCCCCCUGCCCCCGAGCUUGCAGCUCUGUUGCUUUUCUCUAAGUAAAGAUUCAUAUCCACCUGGG
Hyaena hyaena (striped hyena) is the source of this 934-nucleotide messenger RNA. It is a transcript of the gene CALY, whose product is annotated as calcyon neuron specific vesicular protein. Gene Ontology annotation, biological process: clathrin coat assembly; endosomal transport; G protein-coupled dopamine receptor signaling pathway. Lineage: Eukaryota; Metazoa; Chordata; Mammalia; Carnivora; Hyaenidae. Gene Ontology annotation, cellular component: endosome; membrane. The coding region runs from base 104 to 760 and encodes 218 amino acids. The transcript is spliced from 6 exons. The record is from RefSeq and is a predicted model, not a curated record. Gene Ontology annotation, molecular function: clathrin light chain binding.